CGAUUACUUAUCAGUACAUCAGAAAAUAAAUUACUGGACAAGUAGUACAAACUUAAAUGUAAUACUUAAGAAAUGGUUGAAAUAGACCAGAGUUUUCAUAUGCUAGGCUAAAGAAAGGCUACAUAAUACAUACUGUAACAUACAAAUACUAAAUAGUAGCGGGUGGAGUUAACUAGUCUAGAACUAGAACUACACUUUAAGUAAGUCAGUUAGUAGUUAGUAUUAUAUUUUAUAUUAUAAUUAAUACUAUAUUAUUUAAUUUUCUUAUCAAAGUAUUAUAUUUUAUAUUAAAAUUAAUACUAUAUUAUUUAAUUAUUAUUUACUAGUAUAAUUUUACUAGUAAUAGUAAUAGUAAAUAAUUUGAAUUAUUUAAAUUUGAGUAAUUUAGGCUAUUACUUAAUUAGGCUGUGGCUAGUCGGACCAAGUAUUAGAAGUGAGAGUUUGGGUUUAUUAAAAAAUAUUUAAAAGGUAAAUGUGAAGAGAUAGCACACCGUUUUUUUACUUUGGUUGCCGCAACCCGGGAACUUAUGUCACAAAUGUAUCCCUAAACCUAACCUGAACCCUAAAUCUAUACCUAAACCUAACCUGAAAAUAUAUGACUGAUGUUUGUAAACUUAGUUUGUCGGUUUAACAAAAAUAAACUACCACUAAUGACAUCUGAAUAGCAUUUAGUUUAAAGGGACCCGGGUACGCGUAGCCGCUAAUGAAGCCAAAUUUACUCAAUCGAUUUUUCUUUGCAGAAUAUUACCUUCCAGCCAUGGCAGGAAGAGGAUUAGUAGAGGGAGAGUGCGGUGGGCCAAACUCUCUUGUAAAGCUCUCUUCACAUUUCAUACAAGAUCAUGGUUUCAAGCAGGUAACUUCGCAUUAAAUACAUAUUAAAAUGCACUACAGUAUCAUUCAUUUUUCUGUAUUAACUCUCUAACUGAAGUUUCUAGUAAAAUAUUGGAAACAGGCUUGGUCGAAAUGUUGAAAUAAUGCUAAAAUAUAGAUUUAAAUAUGAGUUAGGCCUAUAUUUUAACAAUAAUUAGUGCAUUUAAUAUUUUUUAUUGAUAGUAAGCAGUAAGCACUUAACUAUUUGCUAGCAGGUUGUAUAAUUUUUGCAAAAUGAAUGAAAUAGUGAAACGAGGUAUGUGGAAGCUUGAAAUAAGGUAACAGGACAAAUAACAAGGACGUUUCGGCAUAAAGCCUUCUUAGGCGGUGAGACGAAUGAAUACUGCUUGAGUUUUCUACUGUGUUCUUUUCUUUGUUAUAUUUUCAUUUCUAUUGUUGGCUGAGGAAGGCUUUAUGCCGAAACUUCCUUGUUAUUUGUCCUGUUACCUUAUUUCAAGCUUCCACAUACCUCGUUUCACUAUUUCAUUCAUUUACAUAGCUUGAAAGCAGUCCCUUCAUUUAUUAAUUUUUGCUAGCAGGUUGUAUAAUUAAAGUAUUAACGGCAAGCUUCAGGGGGUUGAUUUCUGUGACAAAUUGGCGAAAUGUGCUUUUAUUAUUUGUUGGUGGCUUUGACUUUGUGGCAUUUCUGAAAGUAAAAGAAAUUUCUGCUUCUAACCCUUUUCUCUGAUGGCUAACGAUUACAAGAAUCAUAGAAAGAAAUUUAUUAGCUACUUUCAUUGCAGAUUGGUGAAGAACUGUUUAAAAAUUUAUGGAAAAGGUUAAUCUUUAUCAAUAACUCCAUAUUAUAAAUUUAAUAGGUGACUUAAAUUUUUUAUUAAAAAAAACAAUAAUAAAUUAUAUUUUGAUUUGUAUCAAAUUACAAUAUUUUAUGCUAUCAGCUAGAAAAAAAUAUUAAAUUCCAUUAUUUUUGUGUAAAGAAAUAAGAUAAUAAUUUUCAAAACUGUUAACCUUAACUAGAACACUAUCAGUCAAUGUUAUUAAAAUGUUCAAAAGUUUAAGUCACUUAGAAAUAUAUACAUAUGUGUGACUUAUUAUUGUUACAGAAACUCUUUUGUUAGAUUUAUUAGUGUCUCGCUUUAAAAAAGAACAAAAGAAUUUGUGUAUUCCUUUUGCAGGAAGGUUAUGGUGCCACAGGAAGAUUCCCACCACAAAAGCCAUAUGAGGUAGGUUUUUUAUUGAUUCGAAAGAAUGUUGUUUGUGUCUUAUGAGAAAGGUUUCUUAUUGCUUUCCAAGAACGUUUGUUUAUGGUUUGGCUGGAAAAUUAAUGCAAAUUUGAUACUGUCAUUGCCUGUCAUGUGAUAUUUUCAUCAUACUGUGGUUCAAACCAUUUCUGAUUGGCUGGUUGUUGUCUAGUAGCUUUCACCGCAAUGCUCCUAAAAGCUUGAGGUAUUCCUCCAAGGACACUUAGGUUUGUAUCAAUGUAGAAGCUAAGUGAAAUUCAGAUUUGCAGUAACUAUUGUCAAGCUUAUUAGCUGCUGAACUGUUUGGAAUUUAGAAUUUGAACUUCAUCACAAGUUCUGGAUUAUUAAUACAAGAUAUGCCUACAUACAACGUUAAAUUGAAGUUUUAAACUUCAACCUUUUCCUGAGUUUACAUGUUUGAAAUGAUUACAGUUAUAAAUAAUUAAUUUUUCAUAUUUAUUGUUAAGACAAUACCAAAUACAUUGUUUGUGUUCACAGAUUAACAGAACACUUGGUCAAAUUGCUACCGAUGAGGUAAUUGUUCUACCUUCUUUAAGUAAUGUACUAUUUUAAAAAAAUAUAACUAAUUUUUUUAAAGGAGUUUAUGAAUAUUUUUACAGCAGUGGUACAAAACUUUAAGGUGCCACAACCCAAGAGUUAAUAGAUAAAAUAUUUUAAAUUUUAAAAUAAUAAAUAUAACUAUUACCGUUGAAUAUAAAAAAAUUGUAUUUAACAAUGUUUACAUUAUAAUUUUCAGCCCCUGUUUUAUUUGGACUACAUUUGUAAUAAAAAGGAUCAUCAGCACUGCUUUAGUGAUUCCUUAUUGUCUUCUUCUUCUCAAUAAGAAAAUAGAUUUUAAUUAAUUAAAAGUAAUGUAUUUUCCCAGCCAAGUUAAAGAGAUAAAAAUCUUAAGCUAAAGUCCUCCAGCUGCAAAUUACGCAAAAAAUGUUGUUUGUAUCUCUCUCUCCAGCUGGUCAGUGAAUAUCUUUCAAGUCACCAAACUGCAAUGGCACCACAAACAUUUCACAUGGGGAGCCUGCUCCAAGAAAUGAGAGAAAUUGAGGGGGCUGAAAUGAUUCACGCACCACAGCGAGGUAAAGAGACCAAUCCACCUGAAAAUUGUCAAAUUUAUACAGCACAAAAUAGUUUAUAAUGAAAUUACAAUAUAUGCAAAAGGUUAUGGGCUAAAAAAAAGUAAUACAAUCAUUUUGGAAAAUGUACAAUAUACCUGCUAGUUAGUUGUACACUUGAGAUGCCUAAAGGACAUUGUAUUACAAUGCUACCACAGUUAAAAUUUAAAGACAUUUGUGAGGUGUUCAUUAGUGGAAGUUGAUGCACUGUUUUUCUGUUAACUAUGAUACAAUGUUGUGUAAUUUUAUGCUGAACAGAUUGUUCCUUAGCUACAGUUACUUUAAAAUAGUUCAACCUAUUCAACUUACUCAAAUUUCAGCUCCAGGCAUAGCCGAGCUGGCCUCAACAGCCAACUGGGCAGAGGAGUUCCUAAACACAACAGCCAUCAGCAACACACAUUUGUCAGGCGGUACUGACCAGUGGGCGGCCGAGUAUGACCGACUGCGAGGCGGGGAAGAGAUAAAAUGGGCCCAUGAUUAUCUUGAAAAUGAGGACCACGGGAAACUCGCAUCUGAGUUUUUAGGUCAGCUGGAGACAACUGCAUGGUAGGUCACCGACACAUACUAUGUUAUUAGAACAGAGGCAAUUACCAAUUAGACCAUUAAUUUCAAAAUUAUUACACAAUUUAUUACAUCAAUUCUUAAACCAUUCAUUACACCAAUUGUUGCAAACUUUAUUACGCAAUUUAUUACACCAUUACACAUUUUAUUUUAUAUACACCAAUUAUUACACAAUUUAUUACAUCUAUUAUUAAACAAAUUUAUUACACCAAUUAUUACACAAUUUAUUACACCCUUUAUUACACCAAUUAUUACACCAUUUAUUACAGAAGUUAGCCUUUGAUCUAUUCAAGUUCUAUAUCUUAACUUUACAUUACAAUACUGGAUCUCAAGCUUAAUUCAAUGAACAUCCUUUUUGAAGGAAAACUUUAAAAAUCUGGUCCAUUGAUAUGACAUGAUUUUUCUCAUGAUGAAUAAAAAUAAAUUACAUUAUAUUUACCACUCCUAUUCUUUUCUAUUUUUUCGGUAGGAUACAUGUCUAUAUAUCUAUGAUUUACAUUUGAUUUAUAUUUAUUUAUAUGUUUUGUUGUUGUACUGAUGAAGGCAUUUACCGAAAGGUUUACUUAUGUAUUAUUUAAAAUUAUUAUUAAAGCUAACAUAUAUUGUUUAUUGACUCAAAUGGUUUGUGUCUAAUUAAUCUAUUUUAAAGCUUUAUCGCAGUCCAACACUCUUAUAAUUAGUUGAUUAUAUUUCCCAGGGCAUCUGAGUUUGAGAGAGAGUCUCUGGAUGAUGUGAAGUGGGUGGAUGACUUCUCAGCACAGCAGAGCGACAACGCUUUAAAGAACACUGCCAGAGCUUUGACAGGAGCCAUUGAUGACCCCAAACUGAAUGCAACUGAGGUGGGUUUUGCUUUCAAAAAAAGAGUCCAGUAUCAGGCAGGUAACAUUGUUACAUUUUUGUGCAGCGGUGUGUCAUGAGGUUAUCAAUCCCAUUUCUUUGUCAUAUCAGGUGGCUUUCAGAAGUCUAGAGAGCCCAGGGUCACACCACCACUUUUAAGCAGCCCCCCCCCCCCGAUUUUUACCGUCUGUACUCGAAUCUAAAAAGCAAACUUAACUUUCUUUAUAUUUAGACAUCUAUUAUCUGUAUCAACAAAGAUACAAAAACCUAAAGACUUGUGCUCUUAAGUGAACUCUCAAGUUAGCAAUACCAAAUUUAUAAAUCAAAAUGGUUCUUUCAAAAUUUGACUUUUAUUAAGUAGAUGAGAUGAUAUAUUUGUGAAUACCUGCUGAAUUUACAACUUUGCAGUGUCAAAAUAAUUUUUUUUUAAAUUUUUACAAUGAUCCAUUCAGGAAAAGAUAGAAAUAUGCUUGAUUUGAGAAUCAAUGAUUUAUUAUAUUAUUUUAAUGUUCUGAAGAAAAAAAUUCAAAUUGUUAUUCAUUGCCUUAAUCUUUGUGUAAACGAUUAAAUAAGCUGUUGCUUUAAACAUUUCAGUUUAUGAAGUUUGUAAAGAAAUUAGGGGAUGAGGAAAUCACUAUUAGAGACAACAAAGUUGUAGAAAAAUCUGGUGACCAACUGACGGAUGAUUGGGUGGAGGAUUUCACAUCUCAACAAACUGUGAGUUGCCAGUCUUUUAGAUCUAUAAAUUUUUAGUGUCAUAGACAAAAGCAGUAAGCUCAGUUCAAUAAAAAAAAAUUGGGGCUCCCUUUCUCUGUAUUAUUCUAAGUUAAUGUAA
Lymnaea stagnalis (great pond snail) is the source of this 5435-nucleotide messenger RNA. Lineage: Eukaryota; Metazoa; Mollusca; Gastropoda; Lymnaeidae. The record is from the annotation of a GenBank genome assembly.